This is a messenger RNA of Phycomyces blakesleeanus NRRL 1555(-), 402 nucleotides long. RefSeq lists its product as hypothetical. Lineage: Eukaryota; Fungi; Mucoromycota; Mucoromycetes; Mucorales; Phycomycetaceae. The record is from RefSeq and is a predicted model, not a curated record. The coding region runs from base 1 to 402 and encodes 133 amino acids. The transcript has 5 exons.
AUGGCAGUGCAUAACACUCUAAGCUGCGGCUAUGCUGGUGCUGGUACAGGUUUCAAAAAAGAAAACAUUACUGUGGUUAUCGGUUUCAAUUUUGAUAGUGCGGCUAAGCUAGUGCUGUGCGGCGAAGCUAGUACUGGUACAGGUUUCAAAAAAGAAAAUGAUACUGUGGUUAUCAGUUUCAAUUUGGAUAGUGUGGCGAAUCUAGUGCUUUGUGGCGAAGCUAGUGUUGGUACAGGUUUCAAAAAAGAAAACGUUACUGUUGGGAUUACCGUCGACUUUGAAGGCGGUGUGAAGCGGCGGUGCGAAGCGGUUGCUAGUGCAAGUUUGAAAAAAGAAAACGUUACUGUGGGGAUGACCAUCGACUUUGAAGGCGGUGCGAAGCGAUUGCUAGUGCAAGUUUGA